Messenger RNA from Adineta steineri, 1284 nucleotides. NCBI's taxonomy places the organism in Eukaryota, Metazoa, Rotifera, Eurotatoria, Adinetida, Adinetidae. The record is from the annotation of a GenBank genome assembly.
AUGAAUACAACGCCAUUAAUACCAACACGCGUACAGUCACCAUCAUUUAUUCGUAAAAGAAACUUACCAACUCCUCCACCAUCUUUUGCUGAUGUCAAUGAUUCCUCAUCGUGUUCUUCUUCGUCUUCUUCUUCUUCUGUUUCAUCUGCUUAUUCGACAACUACAACUAGUAGUACGACUCUUAGUGACAAUAACAAUACAGUAACAUCAUGUGAUUUAUUAAAUAUAAUAACGGAUACUCGUUUUCGUCCAGUUUUUCAAGCUAUUGAUGAAAUAAAACGACGUAAAUGUCGACCAGAUCUUGAACGAAUACUGAAAUACGUUGAAAAACGAUCUACAGGAAAUAAUAUUUCAUAUCAACGUGAUGAAAUACUUGUAAUACUUGAUGAUUUACUUAAACUUGGUCUUAUUACAAAAGUAUUUCAUAAAGGUGGUUUUACUAUACGAAUUAAAAAUGAAAAAUGUGCUAAACUUAUUGAAAAAAUGAAUGUAUGUUAUAAUCAAAAAACGCCAACAGCAACACCUAUGAGUCCUCAUGAAGCAAUGGCUGCUGCUGCUGCUGCUGGUACUAUUAAUAUAAAUAAUCAACAAUGGCCAGCACCAAAACAAUAUGUAUUAAAUUCAAAUGAAAAGAAUAAUAGUGAUCAUCAACAUAUUCAUCAUAUACGCGAAACACCAUCUCCAGAAUUUGCCGUGUUUAAAACGGAAUCAUCAUUACCUGUAUAUUCAUCAAUUGAUCAAAAUAAUAACUCUGGAAAACUUCAAAUGAUAAAAGAAAAUACUCUUACGAAUGGAUCAAAUUUUUUAUCAUCAUCAUCAACAGCAUCAUUAUCAUCUUCGAAUUUGAAAUUAAAUAAAAAAAGAAAUCGAAGUCAAACAGUAUCUUCAAAUGACAGUAAAAAAUCACGUUUAAUAAAAACAUCGGAUUCAAUUCUUACUUCAUCUCCUCCUAUUCUCUCUAAUGUAAAUAAUAAUGAUGAACAUUUAUUUCGUAAACCUUUAAUAACAAAUAAUAAUUUACCGCCGAUAACUGUUGAACAAAUUCUUGGAUUACGUGGUGAUAUACCUGAUGUUCAUAGUUGGUCAACAAAUGAUUUAAAUGAAUUUUUUCAACAACAAGGAUAUGAAUAUGCAUCCAUUGUAUUAAAUAAACAUCAUAUUAAUGGAAAUAAAUUAUAUGGACUUAAACGAGAACAAGUAUUUCGACUGUCAACACUUAAAAUCGGUAAGGCACUUAAAUUAUGGAAUGUAAUUGAACAGAUACAACGAAAAUCAUUAUCUUAA